Messenger RNA from Sphenostylis stenocarpa, 1488 nucleotides. The record is from the annotation of a GenBank genome assembly. NCBI's taxonomy places the organism in Eukaryota, Viridiplantae, Streptophyta, Magnoliopsida, Fabales, Fabaceae.
AUGGCUGACUCCACUCCGACUCAAACUCUAUCAAACGACGUUGAAUCGUGCUUUUUUCAACGAACUGUCACUUUAUACGAUUGGUGGUUGAUUAAAGCUAGAAAUGACUUCCAAGGAAAGAGUUUAGCCAUCGCUGGCGUCUCAUCGAGAAAGGAUGAGGCAAUGCGCGUGUUUGUUUCUGCUCCCAUUAUCAAAAGAUACGAUGCAUUUUCUCUCGAGACUGUGGAUGGGAGAUAUGUUAUAAUUAGUGGCUUCAUCAACGAGCGGCGCACACUUGAAAACGGUUUCGACCCUCAGGUUUUCAAUCGAUUUUUAUUUGGCUUCCCUCCAGACUGGGAAAGCUAUGCUCUAGGUUUCUCCAGAGAAGAAUCAACCACUGGCACUGAUUUGGGUGGUGCUUUUUCUAAGAACGUAUCAGCUAGCCGUCCAGAAAUUUUAUCUGAUAUUGCAGUUGCGGAAAAUUGUAUUCCUACUACUUUGGUAUCACCAGAGCAGGCGCCAGAAGAUCACGGAAAGCUAUUUCCUAGAUAUGAUUGUAAUGUGUCAAAGGGGAUAGAUGGGGUUAAUCUUGUUUGUAGUGGUGGUGGGAAAAGAACUAGUGCAAGGUUGCAUGAUAUUAAAGUAUGCCUGCAGAAGAAGCAGGCUGCUUCUGGAGGUAUGCUGAAGCGUCCAGAUAGUGAGGAGAACUCUGCUUCAGUGGCCUUUGAGAAUUGUGAUGUAGAGGGAUGGAGAAGUCCGGCAACGCCCAUUCCAUCACAAUCAAGGAGUGAAUAUUCAAUUGAUGGUUGUGUGGAAAAUUGUAAUCCUACUUUUUUGGAAUCACCAGAGAAGGCCCAGGGUGAUCACGAGAAGACUGAAAAUGAAUGCAACGUGUCAAAGGAGGUGGGUGGGGCUGAUGUUGCUUGUAGUAUAGGUGGGAAAAGACGAAGUUUGAGGUUGCAUGAUGUUAAAGUAAACCAGCAGAAGAAACAGUCUGCUUCUGGAUUGCCUCCAAAACAUUCAAAUAAUAAAAACUAUACUUCAGUGGCCUUGGAUAAUUGUGAUAUAGUGGGACCAGAAAGUUUAGCAACACCUAUUCAGUCACAAUCAUGGAGACAACUACGCACUUCAUCUGAGGAGAUAGUUAAAAAAUCUUCUUCCAGAAUUUGUAGAACAUCAUCACCAAAGACUGAAGGCUGUUAUAAGGAAAAAAGGGGCAGGCGUAAGGGAGUACUGAAUAAAUCUGCUUCUGCUGUGAAAAACUUGCGAAAAAAGGACCAAAGUCACUUGACCAAGGGAAGCCAACAGCAAAGAUCCACUGUUUCUCCUAUGUCAUCGAGUUUCAGAACAUCCAGAUCUGGCAGGUUGCUUCUACCUCCCUUAGAGUUUUGGCGCAAUCAAAUACCAAUUUAUAAUGCGGAUCAUGAGCUUAAAGAAAUUCAGGAUGGUGCAUCUCUGAUAUCACCUUGUAGAGGUUCUUCACCAUCAUUGAGCAGGUACAUUAGCUAA